This is a messenger RNA of Harmonia axyridis, 4708 nucleotides long. Its product is annotated as cyclic nucleotide-gated cation channel alpha-3. The coding region runs from base 379 to 3060 and encodes 893 amino acids. NCBI's taxonomy places the organism in Eukaryota, Metazoa, Arthropoda, Insecta, Coleoptera, Coccinellidae. Gene Ontology annotation, molecular function: intracellularly cGMP-activated cation channel activity; cGMP binding; protein-containing complex binding. The transcript is spliced from 11 exons. Gene Ontology annotation, biological process: monoatomic cation transmembrane transport. The record is from RefSeq and is a predicted model, not a curated record. Gene Ontology annotation, cellular component: intracellular cyclic nucleotide activated cation channel complex; plasma membrane.
GCUGCUGACGGCAGGGUUGUCGACCAGUCCUACAGGAUCGCCGCCACAUUAUCAAUGAUUGCCUGAUGCCUGUUUCCGGAAUCAUGAUCUGCUUGACAGAUGUGCGUCUCGAAUUGAUCGAAUCGUCGGUGAUGUGCGUGUACAUCUAGUGAUUUUGGUACGCGGUUGGAUCGUCCUGUUCUCUUUUUUCAUUCACUCACAGCCGCAGAGCUGUUUGCCGAAUCUAGUGUGCUUCCGAUCAACCACCGAUCAUAAUAAGUAUUCGCUUCAGUAGUCUUCCUUAUGGCUAUAACACUUCAUCUCAUCCACCAAGGCAUGCCCCUCAUUCUUCCUUCAAGUGGGUAGGGUUUCGGUUCCACUUCGGGUCGUGAUGGUGUGAUGUCUACAGCAAAACGGUUGGUGUUGAGUUGGCGUGGGAGGAAACAGUCGCAUGACAGUUCAGUCGGACGACUCUGCGGCCAUCAUGGCGGUCUGAGCACGAGCGACAGCCACGAGUUGGACGAGAUAGCGGUGGUGAGCAGUAACGCUGAUCCGUUACAUGUCAAGUACGGCAGUGGACCUUUAUCGACAGUGAAUGGACCGAGACUUGUACCAGGUAUCAUCACGAGUGGCGGCGGUUGUAUGGUGGGAGAACGUUUGAACUCAAGUGGAUCAAGGCUCAAUGUUGCAUCUCCCGUGCAAUCGGCACAGCCCAUCGCAAUCCAUCAUAAGUCAACAGACAGCAUCCAUGCUAGGCUCAAGUCAGUUUCGAGGCAGAGCUUGCUAGAUCUUGUCGGCUGUAAGCUAGGAAUGUCAAAGGCCUCCAAUCGCCCACCGGACAGUUACCAUCAGAGUUAUCAUCACCACCAACCAAGCCAUUACUUCUCAUCUUCGCACGACAGCAUCUCGGCACCUUACGUCAAUAGAGCCGCUAACGUCGGUACAGCAGCGAGCGAAUUAGAUCUAUCCAGAAAAUCACGCAGGAAAGAUCUGAGAAAUAGGCUGAAGCUGCCUACUAGUGUUGCGUUAGCAUCUUCGGGAGAAGCACCACUUCUGGGUGCUUGGAGGACUGCCCCCGGCUCGACUGCUGGUACCAACCCUCCAUCCUCCAAUCAUCUCAACUCGACUAGCAGCUGCAACGGUACUGAGAGUCGGUACGGUUUACGCAGAGUGGACUCUUACAACUCCCGAUUGAGAAAAGGGUCAUCCAAUUGGUCCUUCGUCUUUGAUCCUGCAGGACGUCUGUGUUACUACUGGUCUAUGGUUGUGUCCUUUGCAUUCCUUUAUAAUUUUUGGGUCAUCAUUUACCGCUUUGCCUUCCGGGAAAUCGACAGGCACACUAUACUGAUAUGGUUCUGCCUGGACUACACAGCUGAUUUCCUCUAUCUCAUGGACAUCGUAUUCCACUUCCGUACGGGUUACCUGGAGGAUGGCGUGCUUCAAACGGACGCUUCAAAGCUGAGUAACCACUACGUGAACUCAACCACCUUUUACAUCGACUGCCUAUGUCUCCUCCCUCUGGAUUUCCUGUACCUCUCCGUGGGAUUCAACUCAAUUCUGCGUAUGUUCCGUCUGGUGAAAAUCUAUCGGUUUUGGGCUUUCAUGGACCGGACAGAACGACACACGAAUUAUCCUAACCUCUUCCGUUCGUCCAGCCUGAUCCACUACCUCCUAGUUGUAUUCCAUUGGAACGGUUGUCUGUUCCAUCUUAUAAUAAAAAAUGACGGCUUCGGUUCUAAAAAUUGGGUGUACAGUGACGCGGACAGUACUGAUUACGUGAAAGCGUAUCUACAAAGUUACUAUUGGUGCACGCUGGCGUUGACUACAAUCGGAGACUUGCCGAGACCUAGGAACAAAGUUGAAUAUGUGUUCGUUAUUAUUCAGCUACUUUUUGGACUGCUCCUUUUCGCUACUGUUCUGGGUCACGUAGCGAAUAUUGUCACGUCCGUGUCCGCAGCUAGGAAGGAAUUUCAAGCCAAACUAGAUGGUGUCAAAACCUACAUGAGGAUGAGGAGGGUGCCUAAUCAUCUGCAAGUUAAAGUGAUCAAGUGGUUUGACUAUCUGUGGCUUACCCAAAAGUGUUCGGAUGAAGAAAAAGCCGUAUCGUGUCUUCCAGAUAAACUCAAAGCCGAGAUAGCUAUCAACGUUCAUUUAGAUACUUUGAAGCGUGUAGAAAUAUUCCAAAAUACCGAAGCAGGUUUUCUUUGCGAAUUGGUGCUAAGGCUCAGGCCGGUUUUGUUCUCCCCGGGGGAUUACAUUUGUCGUAAGGGUGAAGUAGGUAAAGAGAUGUACAUAGUAAACAGAGGCAGACUACAGGUAGUUGCUGAUAAUGGUAGGACUGUCUUGGCAACAUUGAAGGCAGGCAGUUAUUUUGGAGAGAUAUCUAUUUUGAAUAUGGGCACGGCAGGUAAAAACCUUGGUAAUCGAAGAACGGCAAGUGUCAGAUCGGUCGGUUACAGCGAUCUUUUCGUUUUAAGCAAAAAGGAUAUGUGGGAUGUUCUUAAAGAAUAUCCGGCAGCCAGGGUCAGACUAGAGGCUAUUGCUGUGAAAAGGUUGGAAAAAUACAAAAGAGCACCUCUCGAAAAAGCUGCCAUGGGUAGAAGUCAGUCCACACCUGGCCUCGUGGAAUCCAAAGGAAAAAUACCGUUAGAAGACAUGCUUCUCCAACCUGUAGUAGGGGGCUUCACACCAGCCUACCAAAGAUCUUACAUGGAUUCUCCCAUCCCCUGCGCCAUUUGUCCUGACAGUCCUGCAAGGUCGACCAGUAGCGAGAGAAGUCAUCAUACUCCAGUGUCGCAACCUAGAUCGGGCACCACGAUGCAGUGUGACAGUAUGACGCAACUGGUGUCAGGCACUACAACUCCACUGCUGGGUUCGCACGAGGCCUUGGAAUCCGAGAUAAAGAGGCUGAGAGAAAGGCUGCACACUGUCGAAGCCGAGAACUCUGCCAUGAGCAUGAAACUCAACCAGCAGCAAUGGGAGCUGCAGAACCGUCUGGCAGAGAUCGAAAUGCAGAUCUGCUGCUCUAGAUCGACGAGCAGCUUGGAAGACAACGAGAGAAACAGAGAGAGCAUCAUUUAACAACAAAAUGCGCUGCCUUACCACGUCUGGCAACGGCACGAGUUCGUACAGUACAUCGUGUAGUAAAGGCGGCAAAUUUCAUGAUGUAACUUUCCUACAAUGAAAUUCCUUUACUCGAUAUUUGUGGGAGAGGUGCUAGAUAUCUAUGGGGGAUCUUUCAAAAGGAGUGCUUCUUUUCGAAUUCUCAUCGAUUCCUGAAAAGUUAUCAGUAGUAAUAUCCCCAGGGCAUUGAUAAUAGGUGAUAGAUGAUUUUAUGACAAUCAAAAGGUUGUUCCUUGGUUACAGCCUGAAGCUGAAGGCUGAGGGCUAUUGCUAAGAUGUUCAAAAUACUGGUGUGCUCACUGAUUAGAUUUUGUUCUGGCGACUCGGCUCGACAUGGAUCAAUUUUCCCUUUUCUUCCUUAAGGUAUACAAAGAAUCUACCAAUUUACGGCAUACUUUCAAAAUUUUCAUUUUUUCUAUCGAAAGUAGCGGAUUUUCAUUAACCUCAAAACGAUUUUAACAGAAAAACGCCGGCGCGAAUAAUUUCGGCGCCUGAAGCGAAAAAAUUUUCGGCUCCCCUACUGAAAAAGCAUAAUAACUUCGUUAUUCAGAUGCAAUCGUGCGUAAAUAAAAAACAAUAACUGAUUCCGAAUUCAAAAUCGUAGGAAUUUUCCAUAUGUUGAAUGUGUAAACAUCAGCUUCCCAAAUGAUUCGAAAGCAAAAGUAGUAUUGUUUUUCGAAUUUGUGAAAUAGUUAAUGAUUUUAUCCCCCUUUCAAUGAGUGUAAUAGGGAAUUCUGUUUAUAUUGGUUGGGCUUCCAUGUGUUAUUCAUUAUACAGGCGGCUUAGUAAAGGAGGUUUGGAGAUUGUUAUUCGAAGGAAUGUUGAUAAACGCAGCGAAGCGGAACAACCUUAAGUUAUUUUCAAAAAUCAAGGAUGAAAUAUGAAAAGGAGGGCAGUAAACUGGGCCAAAUUGCUGCCCCUCAAAUAAAAGCGCCUGAACCGGUCGCUUCACUGUUUCACUUCUAACGUUGGCCCUGUAAACGCCAUAUAAAACGAUGCAGAAAUCAAGUGAAAAAGGGCCGAUAUGAAUAAAAUCCAAGGAGACUGGUCGCUUCAAAAGUCGCCACUUUAAUCUUAAAGUUUUUUAAGAGUAAGUGAGCACGCCAGUGUUUCAGACAUCUUAGCUGUUAUCAAGCAACGAGCUUGACUCUUGAGGAAUUUGUCAUAAAUCUAUGAAACAUUUGUCAAUGUCCAAGGGAUAUUCGACGGAAAAUUAAUCGACAAAAAAUUCAUAACACAACACAACGAAAUAAGUUUUGGGUUGAUUACUGAAGUAAUAAGAAGAUUUAUAACAGAAAAAAAUAGAGUUUACUCGAAUAUAAACUGAUUUCAUUCGCGGAAUUGAUUGAAAAUAGAUAACAUUUAGAUGGAUGGAUUCUGGAAGUGAUAUUUUUGAAAGAACAGAAGAAUUUCAAUUGAGUAAACAAGAAUAUUUGAAAGUUGUGGAACAGUCAAUGAUCUAAUAAUACAUAGUGGAGAGCAACGACUCCAACAUUAGAGAGAAACAGAUCAAGGCCUGGGUCACGUGACUACGAGGGAUAGGAUAACGACGUUUGAAUUUCAACCAAUGAUAAGGUAAGUCGAAUCACAUGAUCUAAAAGGGUUC